GCAGUAACAGGAGUGAUGACAGGCUGCGUUUGAAGGGGAACAGCGGGUGGGCGGUUCCCUCUGUUUGACCACUGCGCUGUGCACCACAUGGAACUAUAUUCGUUUUUCGAUUUCCAGUGAGGAAACCAUAACUUGUUAUUUCAUAAACACAAGGGGCACUGGGUCAUCAUGAUUUUUGUUGAAUUGUAGUUUUUGUUCCAUGCUUAACUUUUAGUGCACGCUAUCGGGAAUAACAAUAACACUAUAACAACCAACAGAAACCCACAGUGUGGAAACGUUUAGAGAUGUCCUCUUGGUAGGCUACUGUAAUAGGGUUUAUUUCCGUCCUGUCAUUGUAUAGUGCGUCUCCUCGGUGUCCCACGUGACCAGACCGGCCCAGGGCAGAAUUAAUCAGAAUUUAAUUUUAUUUCUCCGGACCAUGUCGCCUCUCUCUGGACGCAAACGUUUUACGCGCAACAGACUGAACAAGUGAUACAAUUCAAUUUCGAGCGACUUUUGGUGAAAGUUUGUGAGGAACAAACAUGAUAAACACUAGGAGGAACAGUUGUCGUGGAAGUAUUUCUGGAAACAGUGGCCCAGCGACUCACUGUAGAUAUGAGGUUUCGACCUCUGCGCGCCGCCGGUCUCUGUCCGAGGGCCCUGCGCGCCGCAGGGGCUCCAGCUGCGCCUACUCUGUCUUUGGACCACCGAGCGACGAUUACGCGUCAAGUCUGAAACAGACGAUAUUCACCAUCACGAUCCGGUUCAUGUUGGCAGUGGAUUUGUGGAUCUCAAAGAAACUGGGCGUGUGUGCCUGCGAGGGGUCUUCUUGGGGGGGGAUUCGGCCCCUGGUGAGACUCGUGGAAAUCUCUGGACACGGGAUCCCCUGGUUUAUUGGCACACUGUACAGUCUCCUGCGUGGGGAGACCAUCGCGGAGAAGGAGAUCAUGUUGAAUCUCGCUUUCGCUCUGCUGCUGGACCUUCUGCUGGUCAGAGUGGUGAAGAGGUUUGUUCGACGCCGUGUCCCGCCGCAGACCCGCUCCGACAUCUUCUCCUCCUUCUUCGUGGAGCGCUACUCCUUCCCGUCGGGCCAUGCGUCGCGGGCCGCCAUGUGCGCCCGCUUCAUCCUGGUGCAGCUGGCGGACACGACGGCCAUGCGCGUGCUGGUGCUGGGCUGGGCGGUCGCGGUGAGCCUGUCCCGUCUGCUGCUGGCCAGACACUACGUGACGGACGUCGGCUUCGGGCUGGCGAUGGGCUACUGCCAGUACAGUGUGGUGGAGAGACUGUGGGUGACACGGGACCUCCUGCUGGACCUCCUGCUGACGCUACUGGGACGGCUGGCGGGGAUCAUAACCUAUAUAACAGAGCUAUACAUGAGAUAAAGAGAUGAACAACAGAUAAAGAACCCAAGUAACAGAUAAAAGAAUGUAUAUAACAUAAAGGAAGUUACAUUACCGAUAAAGAACCAAUAUAACAGAUACAGAACCUAUAUAACAGAAAAAUAAGUUAUAUAACAGAUAAAGAAAACCUAUUACAGGUAAAGGAAAGUAUAUAAAAGAAAAAGAUAGAUGCAAAAACACACGAUAUUUACAUAUCUGGCAUUCAAUAUCCACUUUAGUCAAAUUCGUAUUUUUUUCUUAGCUGUAUGAUUAGUUCUGGUCCCAUGUGUGUGUGAGCAGACCCCAGCCAUUGAGGAGGAUGCGGUUCAUAGUAGGCCUAUUCAUUGGAGAUACAGCAAUAUUCUACCACAAAGAUAUGAUCAUUUUAUUUUAUUCUGACUCCUGUUCUGCAGAAGGUUCCUGUUCUACAGCACAUAUAACAGGAAAAAAGGCACAUCACACGUCAAAUUUACCUACAGCACGUAACAGGAACAUAGCAUGUCAAACAUCAGACUGAACACACACAGUGGUCUAAACCUUCAGUAUUUGCAAGUGUAGGUACUGAGGAGUAACAGUUGGUGCAUUUUUGGAACUGUGUGAUGGAUUGUAAUGCUCUAAUGUGUUGAGGGAUUCCCUUCCAGACUUUGGUGAAAGCAUGCAUGAAGGACCUCUGCCCUAGCCAUUAUGGUAUGCAGGCACUGGGUGGAGUGCCAUGGCAACUCAUCUAGUGAAAUGCACUUGGGGCACGUUUUGCGUUGGUAAGAGAGAGAUGAGUGUUUGUGAGGUACUGUGUUAGAGUUGAAAGUGAAAUCUGAUAGCAUGAGCGUGAGUGCAGUGCAGUGGUGUGUCCAUUUUUUGUCCAAAGCUUGGUUGUAUAGCCGUGCGAUUGGUUCAGUAACUUCCUCUGUGGUGAGAGAUAUUGGUAAACAGUAAGAAAUGUGAGAGAAUACAAUUGCCUGCAGGUAGGUUUCGGAGACAAUAGAGGAUAGGUGUGUUCUAAUGUUGUUAUAUACGUAUGGUUUCUGAUUUAACUUUUUAGUUAACUUGGAUAUAUGGUCCACGAUGUGUGAGGUUUGAGUCAAGUAACACAUCCAGAAACGUAUAUGUUUUGGCGAUAGCAAGAUUUUGAUUUUAGAAUAUGAUAUGACUGGUGAAGGACAAAUGCUUUCUGGAUGAGUGGAAAUGUGUACAUUCAACAUUAAUGGUUAAGUGAUUCUCAUUCAACCACUGAUGCAAGUUUUGGAGAUCAGAUGACAGUUUGGACUUUUUAAAAUUAUGUUGAUUAUUUUUGCCUGUUGGGUUAUCAAAGCAGGGCUUUAUUCUUUCAAUCUGCCUAUCAAAAUGAGCACGUGGACAAUUAUGAAUCUUUGUGGUUGCAUAAGAAAUUGUGCGCAUGCGAGACAUGGCCUAAUUGCACAACACAGCCGCUUGCACCAGCCAAAGUAACUAGUGGACUUCCUUGGUCCAACUCGGUCCCAUAUGAUAGGCACUGGUGGCCUGAUAUGAAUGUUGACUAUAGUGCCCUGGUAUGACUGUUGACUAUAGUGCCCUGGUAUGACUGUUGACUAUAGUGCCCUGGUAUGACUGUUGACUAUAGUGCCCUGGUAUGACUGUUGACUAUAGUGCCCUGGUAUGACUGUUGACUAUAGUGCCCUGGUAUGACUGUUGACUAUAAUGCCCUGGCAUGACUAUUGACUGGUGGCCUGGAAUGACUGUUGACUAUAAUACCCUGGUAUGACUCUUGACUAUAGUGUCCUGCUAUGACUGAUGACUGGUGGCCUGGUAUGACUGUUGACUGGUGGCCUGGUAAGACUGUUGACUAUAGUGCCCUGCUAUGACUGUUGACUGGUGGCCUGGUAUGACUGUUGACUAUAGUGCCCUGGUAUGACUGUUGACUGGUGGCCUGGUAUGACUGUUGACUAUAGUGCCCUGGUAUGACUGUUGACUGGUGGCCUGGUAUGACUGUUGACUGGUGGCCUGGUAUGACUGUUGACUGGUGGCCUGGUAUGACUGUUCUCUGGCCAUCAUGCCGCCCACAGAGCAAAGGCCAGCAGGUGAGAGUGUCCUAGUAGACAUGCAGCCAUGCAGAGGCUAAAAUAAACCCACCCAGACCAAGAUAGUCCACAGAGAGCACAGAUGGCUAAUAAGAGUUUGUGUGUGUGUGUGUGUGUGUGUGUGUGUGUGUGUGUGUGUGUGUGUGUGUGUGUGUGUGUGUGUGUGUGUGUGUGUGUGUGUGUGUGUGUGUGUGUGUGUGUGUGUGUGUGUGUGUGUGUGUGUGUGUGUGUGUGUGUGUGUGUGUGUGGUUCGUUUUCCAGACAGUGAUUGAACGUGUUGGCAUAUAUGAACUAUCACAUCACUGCAAUGCCUCAGUGACCCAGAGCUGGCAGAGAGAGCAGAGGUCUGGGAACAGACAAUGGAAAUUGUUUCUUUUUUGGUCUGCUGUUUGUAUUGCCUGUGGAGGUAGGGGGGCGUGUUGUCGGGCUCUAUCUAGACCUACCUACCUAUAAGCUACAACUUAAACUGUACGUGAUGCUACACUGAUGUAUUUCUGUUUGCUGAUGACACUCUUGUGUUUUUAACGGCAUUAACUCACACCACCUCCUCCAAUCACUAUCUGUCAUACCCAUUUAGAUGAAGAAUAUAUCUUUCCAUUGAGUCACUAUGUGUGCUUGGUAGCCCAAUGGUGGACCUGAAAUGAGCUUAUGCAUUGUCUGUUUACCGGUACAGUUUGGCCCAAUCACUGCGCAACCAGACACUUAUAGACAUUGGC
Molecule: messenger RNA, 4128 nt
Organism: Gadus macrocephalus (Pacific cod)
Lineage: Eukaryota; Metazoa; Chordata; Actinopteri; Gadiformes; Gadidae
Product: polyisoprenoid diphosphate/phosphate phosphohydrolase PLPP6-like
Exons: 2
Coding region: 522-1361 (279 amino acids)
Molecular function (GO): sphingosine-1-phosphate phosphatase activity
Source: RefSeq, a predicted model, not a curated record